This is a messenger RNA of Lemur catta (Ring-tailed lemur), 827 nucleotides long. It is a transcript of the gene DIRAS2, whose product is annotated as DIRAS family GTPase 2. Gene Ontology annotation, molecular function: GTP binding; GDP binding; GTPase activity. Gene Ontology annotation, cellular component: plasma membrane. The record is from RefSeq and is a predicted model, not a curated record. Bases 35 to 634 code for a protein of 199 amino acids. Gene Ontology annotation, biological process: signal transduction. Lineage: Eukaryota; Metazoa; Chordata; Mammalia; Primates; Lemuridae. The transcript has a single exon.
GCGUCCUCGGUGACAGCUGUGGCCCACGAGCAACAUGCCUGAACAGAGCAACGAUUACCGGGUGGCCGUGUUUGGGGCAGGUGGUGUUGGCAAGAGCUCCCUGGUCCUGAGGUUUGUGAAAGGCACGUUCCGGGAAAGCUACAUCCCGACGGUGGAAGACACCUACCGGCAGGUGAUCAGCUGCGACAAGAGCAUAUGCACGCUGCAGAUCACCGACACGACGGGCAGCCACCAGUUCCCGGCCAUGCAGCGGCUGAGCAUCUCCAAGGGGCACGCCUUCAUCCUGGUGUACUCCAUCACCAGCCGCCAGUCCCUGGAGGAGCUCAAGCCCAUCUACGAGCAGAUCUGCGAGAUCAAAGGGGACGUGGAGAGCAUCCCCAUCAUGCUGGUGGGGAACAAGUGUGACGAGAGCCCCAGCCGCGAGGUGCAGAGCGGCGAGGCGGAGGCCUUGGCCCGCGCGUGGAAGUGCGCCUUCAUGGAGACCUCGGCCAAGCUCAACCACAACGUCAAGGAGCUUUUCCAGGAGCUGCUCACCCUGGAGAAGCGCAGGACCGUGAGCCUGCAGGUCGACGGGAAGAAGAGCAAGCAGCAGAAGAGGAAAGAGAAGCUCAAGGGCAAGUGCGUGGUCAUGUGAGCGCCCUUCCCUGGGGAGGGGCGGCUGCGGGUCCAGGCCCCCCAACCCCCGCCGUCAGGGCAGCAUGUUCGGUGCCCGCGUGUGAAACGUCGCGUCUGGCAGAGACGCCCUAUCGUCCUUCGCAGGGCGCUCCCCAUUCCCAGCAGUCAGCCCCUCCCCGGAGUCCCGGAAUCCGCCCGGCGGUUAAAAAGAG